AUGCUUCUAGUAUACGAUCCAAACAGCAAGAUUCUCGUAAUCGACUCUUUCAACUCUGAAACUACGCAGGGUGACGAAAUCAGGGCACAGCUGGGGGCUGAGGGCGAUAACAUAACCUUCGAGGACGUAAAUCAGAUUUCUCAAUCGUCACUCUCGUCUCCAACAUACAAUGUCAUAUACGCGAACCAGUACAAUACACCAUUGCAUCCUCAUUCCAGUACAACUCUUCGGAAAUUGUCUUCUUCCCUAGUACCAAAUGGCGCUUUAUAUCUCAAGCAACCAGUUCUUCUCACUCCGCAAAACUUGCCAAAUGUACCAGUAUCUCGUAGCACGCAAGAUCUCGUGGGUGAACUAAAACUUGCUGGGUUCGUGGAUAUUGAAAUUCGAGACGCUGUCAAAGUAUCCCGAGAAGAUAUUGCUAAAAUGAUAGAAGCUUGGCAGGUGAAAGAACCGAAUCAGAAAGAGGACAUAUUGCGUGCAUUAGAUGGCCAGUUACAUAUAGUCGAGAUCAUUGCUAAGAAACCUGCCUACGAAACAGGUGCUUCAUUUGCAUUGAAGUUGGGUAGUAAGAGUGGAAUUAGCGGAGGAGACAGGAAAUCUAUUUGGACUAUGGAUUUCCACCUUGGUCUCUGGCCUGAUUGUGAGACUAGUGGGAAGCGAAAAGCAUGUAAGAACUGCUCGUGCGGGCUGGCCGAACAAUUAGAAGCCGAGGCCAAAGCACAGACCACAAUACCUCCGGCGUCUUCCUGCGGCAACUGUAGCCUGGGAGACGCAUUCCGGUGUGCAACGUGUCCUUAUCUUGGUAUGCCAUCUUUCAAACCUGAGCAAACACAGGUGUAUGAAAAUAAGUUGGCCUCUCUGGUAAACGGUCAGACCAUAACAAUCAUACCCGAGUUUACGCUGUCGUCUGGCGUCAAAAUUCGACAAGUUCCCGUCGCAUAUAAAACAUGGGGCGAAUUGAACGAACAAAAAGACAACGUUAUGGUAAUUUGUCAUGCGCUAAGUGGAAGCGCUGAUGUUGAAGAUUGGUAA
Paraglomus brasilianum is the source of this 1032-nucleotide messenger RNA. The record is from the annotation of a GenBank genome assembly. Lineage: Eukaryota; Fungi; Glomeromycota; Glomeromycetes; Paraglomerales; Paraglomeraceae.